GUUCCAGACUUUCCCCCCACCUCGAAUUUUUUCGCAAAGGGAACCGUCUCCGGAAGGUGCUCAGUCAAGAUGCCGAUCCCCGUGGAUUCCGCGAAAUCUAUCAACAAGAAGCGCAAGAGAAAGCACGGUGCGCGCGCUGCGACCGAGACCGAAGAUGCUUCUCCGAAGCCCGCAGUCGAGAAUGCCGCGACCGAAGUGACCGAGCCCUCCACGGAAAAGAAGAAGAAGACGAAGAACGUCGAGUCUGUCAAGGAGGCUGAGAAGGAAGAGAAGCCCAAGAAGCGGAAGGUUGACGACUCUGGCGAGGAGGAUGAGAACGACAGCGAGGAGGAAGUCCGCCAGGCUGAACCAGAUGAUGAGGAAGGAGAGGGUGAGGAAACUGGAAACGGUGCGGACCUUCCUUCGCUGGAUGCUGUCCGUCUGCCUCAGACGGAUGGCGAGCCGAAGAAGUUCACCGAAUUGAACCUCUCGGAGAAGACGAUGAAGGGUAUUCAAGAUAUGGGCUUCGAAACUAUGACUGAGAUUCAGCAACGUACCAUUCCUCCGCUGCUUGCUGGCCGUGAUGUUCUGGGUGCCGCAAAGACAGGUUCCGGAAAGACCCUGUCGUUCUUGAUCCCUGCCGUGGAGAUGUUGAGCGCAUUGCGCUUCAAGCCUCGCAAUGGUACUGGUGUUCUUGUGGUUUCUCCUACUAGAGAGUUGGCGUUGCAGAUCUUUGGUGUGGCUAGAGAGUUGAUGGCACACCACUCGCAAACAUAUGGUAUUGUUAUUGGAGGUGCGAACCGCCGUGCGGAGGCAGAGAAGCUCACCAAGGGUGUCAACCUGCUCAUUGCCACCCCCGGACGGUUGCUCGAUCACCUGCAGAACACCCCUGGCUUUGUGUUCAAGAACCUGAAGACACUCGUCAUUGAUGAGGCGGAUCGUAUUCUGGAAGUCGGUUUCGAGGACGAAAUGCGUCAGAUUGUCAAGAUUUUGCCUUCCGAGGAGAGACAGACCAUGCUGUUCUCUGCCACCCAGACCACGAAAGUCGAAGAUUUGGCACGGAUAUCCCUGCGCCCCGGCCCUCUGUACAUCAACGUCGACCACCGGAAGGAGCACAGCACAGUCGAGGGUCUGGAACAGGGCUAUGUCAUCUGUGAGGCUGACAAGCGUUUCCUGCUCCUCUUCUCCUUCCUUAAGCGCAACCUCAAGAAGAAGAUUAUUGUUUUCUUCUCCAGCUGUAACUGCGUGAAGUACCAUGCGGAGUUGCUCAACUAUAUUGACCUACCGGUGCUCGAGCUCCACGGAAAGCAGAAGCAGCAGAAGCGGACCAACACAUUCUUCGAGUUCUGCAACGCCAAGCAAGGAACUUUGAUCUGCACUGAUGUUGCUGCCAGAGGUUUGGAUAUUCCGGCUGUGGACUGGAUUAUCCAGUUCGAUCCUCCGGAUGACACCAGAGAUUACGUUCACCGUGUCGGUCGUACGGCCCGUGGUGUCAACGGAAAGGGACGCAGUUUGAUGUUCUUGCAGCCGUCCGAGGUUGGCUUCUUGAAGCAUCUGAAGGAGGCUCGUGUUCCAGUCGUGGAGUUCGAUUUCCCGGCCAACAAGAUCGUCAACGUUCAGUCUCAGCUUGAGAAGUUGAUUGGUCAGAACUACUACCUGAACAAGUCCGCCAAGGAAGGUUACCGCGCCUACCUCCAGGCCUAUGCCUCCCACUCCCUCCGGUCCGUGUUCGAUGUGCACAAGCUUGACCUGGUUAAGAUUGCCAAGGGAUUCGGGUUCUCGACGCCGCCGCGCAUUGAUAUCCAGCUGGGUGCCAGCAUGAGCCGGGACAAGAAGCAGCAGCAGCAAGGGCGACGGACCUACGGCAGCCAGCCUAAGGGACUGAAGUACAAGCGCAAGCAUGAUGAUGACUGAAUUAGCUAAAAGCAGGUGUGUCGUGAUUUGUUGAGACUUGGCAUUUAGUUUCGGAGUUUACCCUGUGGAUAUCUGGACUUGUCUACAUAUAGUUAUUUCAAUUGUUUUGGUAGAUAUCUUUAAAAGCAUUCUUUGAGC
This is a messenger RNA of Aspergillus ibericus CBS 121593, 2031 nucleotides long. RefSeq names its product ATP-dependent RNA helicase HAS1 (gene has1). The transcript is spliced from 5 exons. Lineage: Eukaryota; Fungi; Ascomycota; Eurotiomycetes; Eurotiales; Aspergillaceae. The record is from RefSeq and is a predicted model, not a curated record. Gene Ontology annotation, cellular component: nucleolus. Gene Ontology annotation, biological process: maturation of LSU-rRNA from tricistronic rRNA transcript (SSU-rRNA, 5.8S rRNA, LSU-rRNA). The coding region runs from base 70 to 1893 and encodes 607 amino acids. Gene Ontology annotation, molecular function: nucleic acid binding; ATP binding; RNA helicase activity.